AUGAUUGAGACACCCGCCGACGUGGGCAAAGGAGGAAGAGAGCAGCGGAGGAAUAGCAGCUCUUCUAUACCACGACGAGGCGGUAGGGGCGGCAAUCAGGACGAUCCCCAUACCCACCCCGUUCUCAGGCGCAUCAGGAUUGUGCCAGCAUCGCCCUCCUACUUCACUGCGACGCCUCGCUACAUUGACGAUCUGCUGUCUCUGUCCGCGCUUCUUCGAAAAUACCAACUCCUGCCGGUCCUUCCACCAGGCGAUGCUCCACGAGUCGCAUGGAAGACGAUAGAUCAGUACAAGACCGAAGUCGCGGAGCCCGUGCGAGCCAAGAGCUACAAGAUGCUGCUGGAGUUGCUCAAGCGACUGAACUACAUUCAUCCAUCUCUCAUCCCCGCCGAUGUCACACAAACGCUGGAAAAGUACAAGCGAGUGGUGCAACCACAUCACAAUCGACCUAAACCAAUACUGGUCGACAAGUUUGGGAGGUCGAAGGCAGUCGGGAGGAGAAAGAGCAGUGUAGCGUCAGUUUUCGUCGUCGAAGGUGAAGGCAAAGUGCUCGUCAACGGCAAACCCUUGACAGAUUACUUUGGACGUCUGCAUGAUCGAGAAUCGGCGGUGUGGGCACUGAAGGCUACGCAGAGAAUGGACAAGUACAAUGUAUGGGCACUGGCUCGAGGUGGUGGAACGACAGGACAGGCAGACGCGAUUGCGCUGGGGCUCUCAAAGGCUUUGUUGGCACACGAACCGGACUUGAAGCCUGCGUUGAGGAGAGCACAUGUCAUUACACGCGAUCCUCGAAGCGUCGAACGAAAGAAGCCUGGCAAGCUCAAGGCUCGCAAGAUGCCUGCCUGGGUCAAGCGUUAA
Messenger RNA from Sphaerulina musiva SO2202, 858 nucleotides. RefSeq names its product Ribosomal_S9-domain-containing protein. Gene Ontology annotation, cellular component: ribosome; mitochondrial small ribosomal subunit. The coding region runs from base 1 to 858 and encodes 285 amino acids. Lineage: Eukaryota; Fungi; Ascomycota; Dothideomycetes; Mycosphaerellales; Mycosphaerellaceae. Gene Ontology annotation, biological process: translation. The transcript has 2 exons. The record is from RefSeq and is a predicted model, not a curated record. Gene Ontology annotation, molecular function: structural constituent of ribosome; RNA binding.